This is a messenger RNA of Benincasa hispida (wax gourd), 1520 nucleotides long. RefSeq lists its product as uncharacterized. The record is from RefSeq and is a predicted model, not a curated record. Gene Ontology annotation, molecular function: protein binding. NCBI's taxonomy places the organism in Eukaryota, Viridiplantae, Streptophyta, Magnoliopsida, Cucurbitales, Cucurbitaceae.
UAGGAGAGAUCCUGAAAGGGAGGCCCAACCCCAAGGGGCCAAAUCCAAUCACGAAGGAGGUAAGGAGACACGCGGCAAAUUCCCAGAUUUACAUGGCUGAUGGAUGGGCACCUCUCUUCUCUUUCCCAUUUCCCCCUUCCUUCUUCCCUUUGGCCUUUGGCCUUCGGCCUUCUUCUUCAUCAUUCCCUUCCCUGCUCCUAUUCCUUCCCUUCCACUCUCUUCUUCUAUUUCCUCAUCAUUCCUUUUCUUUCCCUUGUAUUCCUUACAACUCCUCACUUUUAACACACCCACUUAUUUAACUCUCUUCUAACUUCUAACUUCCAUCUUAAUGGCCGAUAUUCAACCCCCCGACCCCCAGAUCAACGGCGCCCCUCCCCCUCUUGUCGUCUCCUCCGAAACCGUUGGAUCCAAACGCCAGCGAAGGCCCAGCGUCCGAUUGGGGGAUAUCGGCGGCGACCAACCCUACGAUUCCUACCCCCGCCGCACCAAUAAACCCUGGAAGUUUGCCUUGGAUAAUCGCAAGGACUCCUCUGCUGCCUCUGCCAAGAACUCCAAAACUCGCCCCUUGACCAACUUCAGCUCGGCCGGGGGUGUUGAGGGCGAAGACAAAGAGAACAAUUUGGAUAGCGUUGCAAUUGGUAGCUGGAGAUUAAAGGAUUCCAAGCGGAGAGGCUCCGCCGCCACCAAGAGGGCCAGAACUAAUUGGGUAUCCUCCAAGCACGACGAAGGCGGCGGAGGUGGGGAAGCAGAUGAAAAGUAUAGCGCCGGGGAAGACGUGGAUGAGGGGUAUCGGGAUUACGACAUUGAGAACUCGGAAAGUCCCCUGAAAGAACAAAGCUCAAUGCAUUCGCUAGAGAAUUUGGGGAUGGAAGGUCAGGGGAAUGAUAGGGAGAUGCUUUAUCAGGGCCAGGGGAAUAGAAGAUCUAUAAGGUCUAGGGUUUCGGAGGGGAGAGAGCACCAAGAAUUUUCAGGGCCUUCGGACACUGAUGGUAGGAAUUGGAAGUGCGGGACUAGCGGUGAUAGGAAUGGGAAUGGUGGGAGAGGGCUGUGUGGGGAAGAUGAUGGGGUUAGAGUUUGGCUCAACGGUUUAGGGUUAGGUCGGUAUGCUCCAAUUUUUGAAAUUCAUGAGGUGGACGAUGAGGUUUUGCCAAUGUUGACACUCGAGGAUCUCAAGGAUAUGGGAAUAAGUGCAGUUGGGUCCCGGAGAAAAAUGUACUGCGCAAUCCAGAAGUUAGGGAAGGGAUUUUCAUGACUUUUGGUCUCAAUAAUGUAUCCAGAAUUUCAGCCAUGCCAAUGUAAGCUGCUGCAUGCCUGAACUAAUCUUUCAGCCUGUUUUUUGCUGCUACAUUUUCUCGUAUUUGACAUUAUAGGUUCUUUUGGUUAGACUUUCAUAUUUCUGAGUUUUGUAACUUACAUCUUCAUCUUCUUCUAUAGUGCAAUUUUCCUCCCACAAUCUUUUUCCAUUUCAUUGUACAAUCUAUAUGGUGAAAUAAGAGUAGUACUUAUUGUGCUUGCUACAA